GUAGACGUACGUGGAACAUCCAUCCAGGCUUUUGAUUAAAAAGGUCAGUGUUACUCCGUUCGUCAAACAGCCUAAACUAGCCGAUACGAGUUGCGACAAACGGACAGAAACUUAGAAAGGUUAUUUUUUUUCCAAUCAGCCCCAUUAAUACUUAGACGAUGCCGAAAGUGUUGAUAACCGGUGCUUCGGGAUUGCUGGGACGAGCGUUGGUGAAGGAGUUCACCAAGGCAUCGUGGGACGUUGUGGGGUUGGCCUACAGCCGAGCCGGGGGCCUGCUGAAGAAGGUGGAUUUGAGGGACAGCACUGCCGUCAGAAACAUCAUCACAGAUUUCAAGCCAGAUGUAGUGGUGCAUUCAGCAGCCGAGCGGAGGCCGGAUGUUGUCGAAAAACAGGCAGAGGAGACCAAGAACUUGAACGUUGGGGCAACGUCAACGAUCACCUCCAUCUGUGGUGAGAUUGGAGCCUACAUGAUCUACCUGAGCACAGAUUAUAUUUUUGACGGCAAAGACGCACCUUAUAAAGUCCACGACAAGCCCAACCCACUCAACAAAUACGGCCAGUCUAAGCUGGAUGGGGAAGUCGCUGUGCAAGCCAAUACUGCGUGCCCGUCGGCCAUCUUGCGAGUUCCAGUCCUGUACGGUGAGGUGGAGUAUCUUGAGGAGAGUGCGGUGACCAUCCUCUUCAAAGCUCUGCUGGAUACCAGCAAGCCGGCGCCCAUGUGCGCUUACCAGCUCCGCUACCCGACCCACGUACAGGACAUUGCCUUGGUCUGUCGACAGAUGGGAGAUCUGUAUCUCAAGAAUCCGUCCGCCGCAAAGGGCAUCUUCCAUUGGUGUCACAACGAGCAGAUGACCAAGAACGACAUGGCCAAAGUCAUGGUGGACGUCUUCAGUCUUAAAGGUGACCAUGUGGUAGCCAAUCACAACCCUCCAUCUGGAACCCCUAGGCCGUACGAUUGCCGCCUGGACUGCUCUUCUCUAACAAGCCUAGGGAUUGGUCAGAACACAAAGUUCAGAGAUGGGAUCGAGCCGUGCUUGAGACCCUUCUAUGAAAAGUUUGAAAAGAAAUGAUAAGAAGUACUUUUAUGAAAAGUAUAAAAAGAAAAAAAAAUGUUAGAAUUUUUUUUGCUCUUCAACCACAAAGGGAAACUGACUAAGCACACCUAUAAGGACU
Patiria miniata (bat star) is the source of this 1173-nucleotide messenger RNA. It is a transcript of the gene mat2b, whose product is annotated as methionine adenosyltransferase 2 subunit beta-like. The transcript has 7 exons. Gene Ontology annotation, molecular function: methionine adenosyltransferase regulator activity. Gene Ontology annotation, biological process: S-adenosylmethionine biosynthetic process. Bases 159 to 1070 code for a protein of 303 amino acids. The record is from RefSeq and is a predicted model, not a curated record. NCBI's taxonomy places the organism in Eukaryota, Metazoa, Echinodermata, Asteroidea, Valvatida, Asterinidae. Gene Ontology annotation, cellular component: methionine adenosyltransferase complex.